AUGAGUACAUCUAUAGGUCGACUAUUAGCUUCCGAGAAACUUAACGGUGAUAACUAUGGAACUUGGAAAUCUAAUUUAAACACUAUACUAGUUAUCGACGAUCUGAGGUUUGUUUUAACAGAGGAAUGUCCUCCAGUUCCUGCUCAGAAUGCGAACCGAACUGUUUGGGUCGUUCAUGACAGAUGGACUAAGGCUAAAGAAAAAGCCAAAGUCUAUAUUUUGGUAAGUAUAUCAGAUAUACUAUCCAAAAAGCAUGAAAAAAUGGUCACCGCUAAGGAGAUCAUGAACUCACUGCAAGCCCUGUUUGGACAACCAUCCUCCUCGGCUAUGCAUGAUGCUAUCAAAUGGGUUUACAAUUGCCGGAUGAAAGAAGGACCGAAUGUUAGGGAACAUGUUCUGGACAUGAUGGUCCACUUCAACAUCACGGAAGUAAACAGGGCUGUCAUGAACGAGAAGAGCCAAGUAGGGUUCAUCAUGGAGUCUCUUCCGAAGAGCUUUUUCCAGUUCAGAAUUAAUGCCAUGAUGAACAAAAUAGAUUAUAAUCUUACCACUAUUCUCAAUGAGUUACAGAUUUACCAGUUUUUAUUGAAAAAUAAAGGUUCUGAGGCAGAGGCAAAUGUUGCUACUACCUCAAAGAGGAGAUUUCAAAAGAGAUUUGCCUCUGGAAAUAAAUCUGUCCCAAAGAAUAAAG
This is a messenger RNA of Benincasa hispida (wax gourd), 691 nucleotides long. NCBI's taxonomy places the organism in Eukaryota, Viridiplantae, Streptophyta, Magnoliopsida, Cucurbitales, Cucurbitaceae. The record is from RefSeq and is a predicted model, not a curated record.